CGCUCGCGAUGAGAUGCGCGCGAGUUUCAGUCAAGAAAGCGAUAGCUAUAUAAAACUCUGUUGGAAUGCGUCAAAGCUAGUUCUUGCCUCGUCUUUGCGGAGUUUCAACGUCCAAAAUGCGAAGCCUUACUUUUGUUUUGUUAGCCGCGAUCCUUGGAACCGCUCUCGCAGGUUAGUGCCCUUGUUUUUGCUGACAGCCCGUCAUUCUGAGAUGCAGUGAUGUAUUUUUAGUUAGUCAAGUGUUUUCUGUAGGACUUGUUUUGUGUAAUUUAAGAAUUUGCAUGCAUUACUUAUUGAUUUUUUACGAGUUUUCCAUUAUUAUAAGGCAUGAUUUAAUAGUCAUUACACAUCUUAUCGUGAAACGUAUUGUAGUUUUAUUACUAAUCAUAUUACACACUGGAACAUUUAUUUCAAUUUUACCGGAUAAAACAUUUGCCUUAAUGGUACAUCACGAUAAAAUUACUGAGUAAUAUUGACUAGUAAAUUCGAAGAUUAUCGAAUCUAAAUUCAUGCCUAAAUUAAGCAUUAAGGAUUCGAUAAAGACAAUCAUGACCUAUCGAAUUAUAUUUUUUAUUAUAUUCCGUCAUCAUUGAACAAGUCACGAUUUAAUUGUGAGGAACGAAACUAAACACGAAGAUGAUCUCAACAUUGGUUCCUGUUAUGAAUAAUUCGUUUCUUUUUUUGAUUAUUGCUUAAUUUUUUUGUACAUACGCUUUGUGUCUACAAGUUUGAUUAGUAAUGUUUUAUAGAAUCUUUGUAAUGUUGUUUUGUAUUAUCGCAGAAAUUAUAUGUCUUCUCAUUAGAAUACAAUAAUAUACCUAGUAAUAUUGGGGCUAGCCUGGUGAUAAACCUAAAAACGUUGCAACGGAAUCUCGGAAUAGCCAGGGAUUCAUCUUAACGAGGACUUUAACCCUCAGACUCAGCCCACUGAGUCUCUCGCCGGAUCUUCUCAAUAGUAUAGGGCGCGUUUCCGAUCCGGUGGUAGAUUCUGUACGUAAGCACUGUAAGCACGGCUCUUGCUAGGGUUCGUGUUAGCAACGUCAUCAGGUUUGAACCCCGAGCUCACCUACUAGUUAAGAUUCCGCUGAUAUAGCCUCUCAAGGCAAGGCUCAGCUUAGGCAGGAAAAAAAAACGAGGACAUAAAGCGUAUUUGUUAAAUAUUUUUUUCUAUCAGAAUAACUAUAAUGCAAACGUAGAAAAGACAUGAACCAUAUAAUUCGUAGCGUCGGAAAAUGUCUCUGUUAAAUUGUGUAAGUCAAACCGUUGCCGUAAGGUCACUAACCUUGAAACGAAACGCAUUUCCGUUGCAUACGUGCAACAUCACGAGAUAUGUCGUAACGUUAGAGUGACAGACAGAAUGCCCUAGUGUAAAUUGAGAUGACUAAGAAAGCACAAAUUUCUCAUAUUAGUUAAUAAUUAAAAAUAGUUGAAGGAUAUAAUAAAAUAAAAUGGGGCAAUAUUACGUGCCGCGUUCCUACUACACGAUCGACUCCGAUGGGCAUGAGUCACAACCGGUACCUCUGCGGAGAUUAAGGAGGUCGCUUAACCCUUACCCUUAUUCGUACAACCAGGGAGCAGAAGGAAGUGCUGACGUCAGCGGAGUUGCUUUAACACGUACAAAGGCGAAGGCACGUUCCCGUACUAUAACAAGAAGCCGGGGCAGCGGUGUUGGCGAUUGGGGUGUGCCCGCCGGAGAAUUCGGAGAUAAUCUGAAUGUUCUCAGGCACUGAGACCGCAAAUAUAUAGGUAAAUUAAAUAGCAAAAACAUGGUGACGGCAACAUACUUCCUUCUAUUAAAAUUGUAUGAGCAUUUUCGUUUAUAAACUAUUUUCCAUCAGUUGCAAGCUUACACCAUCCAUUAUAGAUGUGCAUCGAUGUUUUGCAACUGCCGGAAGAUUUAUUUAUUGAAUAAAACUAAUAAUCUAACUUUAGUAAAGUUUUAACGAUCUAAAUCUUUUUUGUGACUUUUCGGAAUAAAAUAAUUUUGGUAUAAA
Bombyx mori (domestic silkworm) is the source of this 1994-nucleotide messenger RNA. RefSeq lists its product as uncharacterized. The coding region runs from base 1449 to 1730 and encodes 93 amino acids. Lineage: Eukaryota; Metazoa; Arthropoda; Insecta; Lepidoptera; Bombycidae. The record is from RefSeq and is a predicted model, not a curated record. The transcript is spliced from 4 exons.